This is a messenger RNA of Arctia plantaginis, 219 nucleotides long. Lineage: Eukaryota; Metazoa; Arthropoda; Insecta; Lepidoptera; Erebidae. The record is from the annotation of a GenBank genome assembly.
AUGUUGUCACGGCGCGCUCCUUGUGGCAGCCUGACGGAGACGGCGCGCCUGCUGCACAACGUGCGCUCCGUGUUCCGCCGCCGCUCCGCCGCGCGCGCCGCCACCGAGCUCGAGCUGUCGCACGGUUUCGCGUUCUCGCAAGAGGAGGGUGGAAGUGUCUCGCAAGCGGACGUGAUCCGCGCCUACGACACGAGCCGGCCGAGGCAGCAGCGUUCCUGA